AUGUCUCCCACACUGCUACAGGCAUCGGCUGUAUCCUUUGUGUUGCUUUCCAUUGGACACACGAUCAAGGGCAGACAAUGGACAGCGGACCCAAGAUUCAAAGCUAUCGCACGCACGAAUUCGUGGACUUGCGGAACUCUGGGGUGGUACCAGGUGCGUUGGACUUUGGACUUUGACUUUGGUGUCUUGUGUCUUCUUCACUGGCAAUGGGCGCAUAAUCCUAGUCUCCUCCAGGACCCAGUGAACAAAGCCAUGGCCGGAAUCGCAAAUAUCCUGCUUUGGGCCAGCUCGGUCUGGUAUGCUAAGUAUGGUAUCAAUGAUACUGCCGUUGUCCUUGGUAUAUCUGCUGCGUUGCAGGCUUUCGGUGUUGGUAAGGCUUGUCUAUGA
Molecule: messenger RNA, 387 nt
Organism: Penicillium robsamsonii
Lineage: Eukaryota; Fungi; Ascomycota; Eurotiomycetes; Eurotiales; Aspergillaceae
Exons: 3
Coding region: 1-387 (128 amino acids)
Source: RefSeq, a predicted model, not a curated record